Colletotrichum chrysophilum is the source of this 1173-nucleotide messenger RNA. RefSeq lists its product as uncharacterized. The record is from RefSeq and is a predicted model, not a curated record. The transcript has a single exon. NCBI's taxonomy places the organism in Eukaryota, Fungi, Ascomycota, Sordariomycetes, Glomerellales, Glomerellaceae. The coding region runs from base 1 to 1173 and encodes 390 amino acids. Gene Ontology annotation, cellular component: nucleolus; nucleoplasm.
AUGGUCAAGAAGGAGAAGAAGGGUAGCAAGGCCGCCGCUGCGCCCGCCAAGCAGUCGCCCCCCGACCAAUUGAUGGACCUCGUCGACGCCUUCCUCUCCGACAACGCCUUCACCUCCGCCCACCAGGCUUUCCAGAAGCAGCGCUCCAAGAGCGGAUGGAAGCCCUCCAAGAAGCAGGCUGCUAGCCCCAGCCUGGUCGCCGUCUUCCAGUCCUGGCAGUCCACCGUCAAGGCUCCCGCGGCCAAGGAGGACGACAGCAGCGAUUCCAGCUCCAGCUCCGAUAGCAGCAGCGACGAGGAGGAUGUUGACAUGGCUGACGCCGGCGCUGAGAGCGACAGCUCCAGCUCCAGCAGCUCCAGCAGCUCUAGCUCUAGCAGCGACUCGAGCAGCGAGGACAGCGAGAGCGAGGACGAGAAGCCUGCGCCCAAGAAGGUGCUGAAGCGCAAGGCUCCCGAGUCCGACAGCGACAGCAGCAGCAGCGAGAGCAGCAGCGAUAGCGACUCUGACAGCUCCGACGACUCCAGCUCCGAAGACGAGGCCCCCAAGGCCAAGAAGCAAAAGACAAAAGCUUCCAGCAGCAGCUCUUCUGACUCCGAUUCUUCUUCCUCCAGCUCCAGCGAGGAGUCUUCUUCUGACGAAUCUUCCGAUUCGGACUCUUCCGACUCCGACUCUGACUCCGACGGCUCUACGGCAGCCAAGGUGCCCCUCCCCGAAUCCGACUCCGACUCCUCCUCUUCCGAGUCUGAGUCUGAGUCCGAAGACGACAAGAAGGUGAAGAAAAACAAGAAGGCAGACAAGACGAAGGAAGCGGACUCGGCCUCGAACUCGUCCGUGACUCUGGAUAAGACCUCGCCCGAAGUUAACAGCGCCGCCGACCCUCCUCUGCCUCCCGACCCCGUCGCCUUCCGCGCGCAGAACAACCGUGGCAAGACCGCCAACGGCAAGAAGGUCCCCAACAAGCCCUUCUCUCGUAUCCCUGACGUGGUCCACAUCGACCCCCGCUUCGCCAGCAACGAGUACGUUCCCAACGACUACUCUAACCGCGCCCACGAGGACCUCAUCGUCACCAAGGGCAAGGGCUUCACCAAGGAGAAGAACAAGAAGAAGCGCGGCAGCUACCGCGGUGGCAUGAUUGACAUCACCAGCAAGAAGGGCGUCAAGUUUGACUUUUAA